AUGGAAAACCCCCUCCCCAAAAGCGUCAAAGUCCGCUCGACCUGCAACGCCUGCCAACAAGCCAAGAUCCGCUGCAGCCACGAGAAACCCGCCUGUCGACGCUGUCAGAAACAUAAUCUCACCUGCGUGUAUAGUAUUUCGCGCCGGUUAGGUCGGCCCGCGAAGAAGAAAGAUGGGGAGGAUGGGGAGGGGCAUGCGACGGGACUUGGCGCUGAGGCGAUGGACAUGGAUCCCAAAGAGCAUGGGCAGCGGGUGAAAAGUCCGAAGAAGCAGAAGAAGAGGGUCGUGGUGGAUGAGGAGAGUACUCUGGAUGUGUUGGAUGAGGGGGCGUUGCUGUUGGAUGAGGUGGGGAUGGGUGGGAUAGGAAUGGGGUUGGGGAUUGGUAUCGGGAUUGACAUUGGGGACACGGGAGAUCCAGGGGGCUUGCAGAUGGAUGGGUUUGUGGAUGCGAGCCCCACGGCGCUUUUCUCCGAUGGCGGGAUCGAUCUCUCGUCCGAUAGCUGGCUGCAUGAGUUCAUGUCCAAUCCGGCGGCCGAUCUGGCGCAAGAGCGAGAACUCUUGGAUUCUCUCGGGCUCAGCAGUAUCAAGCCCGAGAGUACCAAUGCGGGAGAUUCUCCCGAGAUGAAAGAUAUCCCCAAAACAUUCAUCGGGGAUGAUACUUACAUCGCUCCAGCCAGCUUCGAGCAGGACCCCAUCGAGAAUACCGGUAUCGUGGACACCCAUCCCGAGAAAUACAUCAAAGAGGAGAGUCUCGCCUGGCCACAGCCAUUCUCAGCAAUGGACGACUUCACGGCCCGAUCGAUGGUCACGGAGAGUGCCUUUACCCAGACCAAAGUAUCCAAGCGCCCCUACUAUGGCUUCCCUCCCAGCGAGAUGAAACCUCCCGCGAUGCUGGCGCCACAGCAUUACCAAUGUCAGUGCCACGAGAAAACCAUCCAGGAUCUGAUCCGAGUCAAUGUGUUUGCAUCACGCGCGAGCCCCUGUCUCACGAUCGAUUCCCUCAUCUAUUGCCAGCGCGUGCUGCAGCAGUUGUCCGAGAUCAUUCUGCAGUGUUCGGUGUGUUACCGAGCCAGACUGAAUGUGCUCAUGGUCGUGAUCGUCAGCAUCGACAGUUUACUGAGCGCGCUCGAGCCCAUCACCUUGAUGGAGGCCAACGUGGUGGACCGACUGUUCAGUGGAUAUCACGACCAACUGCUAUCCGACUAUAAGGCAGAAAUCGCAGGCAACCCCACGCUGCGACGCUACAACUUCCAGUCCAAAAGCCAGGUAGAGGCGUGCUCAUUAAAAGUGGGCACAUUCUGCGUCGCAUAUGAUGACAAGUACUUCUUCAUCAAGAGCUUGUUGCUGUACUGGUUGGAGAAACUCGGGGGCACGGUCCAGCGCAUCCGUGUUUGCGCAGAAAACAUUCAGCCCAUGCAGCCCUCGCAAGGCCGAUUGCUCCUGAUCAUGGAAACGGGGCGGCGUUUGGAGUCGGUCAUUAAGCAGACGCGGCGGAUGUGAG
Aspergillus ibericus CBS 121593 is the source of this 1501-nucleotide messenger RNA. RefSeq names its product Zn(II)2Cys6 transcription factor domain-containing protein. The transcript is spliced from 2 exons. The record is from RefSeq and is a predicted model, not a curated record. Gene Ontology annotation, biological process: regulation of DNA-templated transcription. Gene Ontology annotation, molecular function: zinc ion binding; DNA-binding transcription factor activity, RNA polymerase II-specific. Bases 1 to 1500 code for a protein of 499 amino acids. NCBI's taxonomy places the organism in Eukaryota, Fungi, Ascomycota, Eurotiomycetes, Eurotiales, Aspergillaceae.